AGGAGGCGAGCCAAUGUCUCGCGCGGUAUAUAGAAAUGCGUUCCAUACUUGAACACAUUGAUGCUUGCCUCCCAGUUACUACACUAAAGGCAUUUGCUUUCGGAGAUGUCAGGUUGAUUCUCUCGGGUCAAGGUCCAUAUGCACGCCUCAUCCAGGAAACUAGUGGGGAUGUCCUUGCGGAAUUGAGAUGUUUCAAAAGAAGCAACAUUCAUGGCUUUGCGAUCCUUCGUGAAGCAGAGCCCAAUGUGGACGUGACUAAUGUCCAGCUCUUAGCAUGGGGAGAUCGAUCCCUGAGGCUAAUCGACUUACAUUGUGUGAGUAGUGAUGCGGCUCGGCCUGUAGUAUCACUUUCAGCUACAAGCGCAGAGUACCUAGCGCCAGACUGGGUUCUAGCUGGCUGCGCACCGAGCACUACCAAUGAAAACAAUGUGGCUUAUUUGGUUACUGCUCAUAACGCUGUUCUUGGUCUGACUGUGGUAAACGGCACCUCCUCAAAAUAUGAAAAAGCGAUUCAUAUACAGCAGCUGGUGGUGGGAGUCAAGUCCAUACUGUAUUCCGCCGAAGUCAUACCAAUUUCUCCAUCCCAUUUCUUGAUUGCGGCCGGAACGGUCUUUGGUGAAAUAAUAGUAUGGUCGUGUUUUCUUUUUAAUGGCGAAGGCUCUGCCGCGGAUGCAACUAGCUCCAUACAUCAUUUUUUUACCGGUCACGAAGGGUCAAUUUUCGGGGUCCAGAUAUCCUCCCGGAUUGCUAAUUUGCAUGGAGAUCUUUCGGGACGAUUAUUAGCGAGCUGUAGCGAUGACCGGACUAUCAGAGUUUGGGACAUAUCAAACUGCGAGCACGCAUCUCCCAAUGAACACUCUCCUUAUUCAACAGAUGGGUUUGAACUCCGUUGCACUGGCUUCGGAAGCAUAAAGGACAACGGGGAACUUACUUCGGAAUCCUGUGUUGCCAGCGCGUUCGGCCAUGCGGCCCGAAUAUGGGGUGUACACUUUCUCCCAACACAAUCUCAGGGCCAUCGCCAGUUGAAUCUAGUCUCGCGGGGUGAGGACGCACAUUGCUUUGUCUGGGACCUCAGCUGGCAGUCUUCGUCGUCACAGAAAUCGGAAUUCCGCUUAACCAACAUUUGUUCCCUCCGAAACCACAAUGGCAAACAUGUCUGGUCCCUCGACAAGUACCGCACUGGCUCAGAGACAAUAAUCUACACUGGAGGGGCUGAUGGAGGCGUGAAAACCUUCAAAUUAGAAAUUCAGAAGGGUGGAGGAGUGGUAUGUACCAACAGAACGAACCAGAUUACCGCAACAGCCGAACCCGCGAAUUCGGAAAACCCGAAAGAAACAGCUAAAGUUUCCAUGAAAGCAUUUGCGUUCGUUUCUCCUGAUUGCUUUCUGUCAUCGACUACCCGAGGGGACGUCCAAAUCGGGUGGGUUGAGUCUCCAAACACAAUUGAUCGAAACAUCGUUCGGGAGACUUUGUUUUUUGAAGAGGAUCUCCGAGCAUAUUCCAUAAUAGCAGGUUUACCACACCAUGGUGUUGCCCUUGUGGGAAACAAUCGUGGGACGAUUCGACUCUAUGAGCACGCGAGCAAGUCGAUCAUUAGGGUUGCAGAAGCAGGCCAGAGACCAGUGGCAUUAUUCGCCUUGGAUUACUGUCCAAAAACACCUUCUUCAGCGGCCAAGGUAUCGUUCGUUGCAGCAUAUGGUCAUCUUGAAAGGGCAGAUUUGUUCCAUGUCUACGUUUCCGAAGACACCGAGCCUCGUGUAGAGAGAGCAUCGAUAGACUUGCCUGAGGGCUUCGGUGUGACGUGUGCGUCGUUCCUCUGCAAUAACGAAUACUUAAUACUAGGGUCCAGAUCUGGUACUCUUGUUGUAUAUCGGACCGCAGAGAUAGAUUCUCUUAAACUUCUUCUGAAAGUUAUCAGGAUUCAUAGCAAAGAAGGGGUAACCCAGAUUCUACCACUCUCCUCGCUUUACGGAGCAGCCGACACGCACGCGAAAUAUUUCCUGAGCAGUGGACGGGAUGGAUGUUACCGUAUCAGCGAGCUCGAAACGCAGGAAGACCCAGAGUGUGUCUCUAUUCACACAAUCAAUUCUUCGUCUACUCUGGGCCACAACAUAGAGGGCGCGUACAUUGAUAGGUCCACCCGAAAUCUAAUGAUGUAUGGGUUCCGGGGGAACGACUUUGUCCUCUGGGACGAGUCGAUGCAAUCAGAGGUAGCAAGGAUUAACUGCGGCGGAUCACAUCGACAUUGGGCUUUCCAGCCUAGCAGCGAAAGGCCUGGUGAUGCUCUGUUUAUCUGGGCCCAGUCAGGAUUCAAUGGCUUCCACAUAAGCUCUCGUGCCACCCGUCUCAUUCGGGCUGGGGCGCAUGGAAGAGAGGUCAAAGCAAUGGGCUCGCUUCCAUCUAUAGAGGGGAAAGGUCCUUUGUUUGUAACGGGCGGAGAGGAUACGACUUUGCGUAUUUUCACGCCAACCCAACACGAUGCUAAGGGGCCGUGGGGCGGACUUGAGUGCCUACGAGUUCUCACAGCACAUGACUCUGGUCCACAGCAUAUUGGCUGGUCCAAAGACGGCAACUUCAUGUUUACAAGUAGUGCGUCGGAAGACUUUUUGGCCUGGAGGAUUCGCUCUGUACCUUCCUUAGGGCUGGCGGCUGCUGUGUUAGGCUGCUAUCCCAAAAGCCAUCCAGGGUCAGAACUUCGCAUCACCAGUUUCGACGUCUUAGAUGUGGAGGACAAGCAGGCUGAUGCUGGCUUCCUGCUCUGUCUGGCAUAUUCAAACUCUGUGAUUAAGGUCUUCCACUUCUCCACCACGGCCCACGACGGCCAAUUUACGCUACUGGCAAGCGGCACCUACACAAGCAAUUGUCUCACAGAGGCACGGUUCCUACAAAGCCAGUCUUCAUUGCACCUAAUCACCGCUUCUACGGACGGACACUUUACUCUCUGGAAUUUGACCCCUGUUCUGGAGCCAUUCUAUACAAUCGCCCCGACACUCCGUCUUAGGGAGUCUCUUGAUCCGAACUCAAUCACUCCAGAAACUAUCGUAUGCGAAAACAGAUACCAGAUCCACUCGAACAGUAUCAAGUCUCUAGAUAUCGCCCGUCUCUCAGAUACUACUGCACUGGUGAUCGCGGGUGGUGAUGACAAUGCCGUGACGCUAUCGCUGUUGAAGACCGAUUCCCACGACACCGAAAUGAGUGGAUGCACCGGCACAAUUGCUAUUCCCGACGCCCACACGGCAUCUACAAAUGCUGUUAAAAUCAUUGCGCAACAUACAUGCGAUGGCGACAGGACAAUUCAGAUCACCUUCGCUUCAUCCGGAAACGAUAACCGGAUCAAGAUCUGGCAGGCAGACGUCGACAUGCAGACAACCCAAGGAAUAGAUGCGAUUCACGUCCGGAAUGUGGAGGACCGGUACUGUCCUGUAUCGGAUAUUUCGGCCCUGGACGUUGUUCGCGAUGAACAAGGGGGCCUCAAGCUCCUUGUUGGCGGAGUGGGCAUGGAAUUGUUCAGCGUUCAUCUCCGUUAGCUGCACCGAGACUAGAGCUGUAUAUAUUUAUGAGAUGAUGUCUGAAACGCUACUGCAUACAUAUAGAGAAAAUAGACGUGAGGAGCUUC
Molecule: messenger RNA, 3616 nt
Organism: Aspergillus ochraceoroseus IBT 24754
Lineage: Eukaryota; Fungi; Ascomycota; Eurotiomycetes; Eurotiales; Aspergillaceae
Product: tRNA (34-2'-O)-methyltransferase regulator RTT10
Exons: 3
Coding region: 36-3527 (1163 amino acids)
Biological process (GO): tRNA methylation
Cellular component (GO): cytoplasm
Molecular function (GO): protein binding
Source: RefSeq, a predicted model, not a curated record